Scomber japonicus (chub mackerel) is the source of this 3183-nucleotide messenger RNA. RefSeq names its product EMAP like 1 (gene eml1). NCBI's taxonomy places the organism in Eukaryota, Metazoa, Chordata, Actinopteri, Scombriformes, Scombridae. The record is from RefSeq and is a predicted model, not a curated record. The transcript has 24 exons. Gene Ontology annotation, cellular component: mitotic spindle. Gene Ontology annotation, molecular function: microtubule binding. Gene Ontology annotation, biological process: microtubule cytoskeleton organization. Bases 186 to 2711 code for a protein of 841 amino acids.
CGGAGUGAGUGGGUUGCCAUGGUGAUUCACCCAGGGAGCCUGACCCGUGCAGAGUGAAUGGAGGGAGCGCCUUGGACGCCAAGUGAACGAUAAACUAACGGAGUGGAGUCACCAAAGAGAGAGAGGAGAGCAAAGGAGUGGUGGAUAACAGAGGGAGCAGAGGAGUGGAGCAGAGAGGGCUGAGAAUGGAGGACGGGUUUUCCAGUUACAGCAGCUUGUAUGACACCUCAUCACUGCUACAGUUCUGCAACGAUGACAGUGCGUCAGCAGCGAGCAGUAUGGAGGUGACUGACCGCAUCGCCUCCCUGGAGCAGAGGGUCCAGAUGCAGGAGGAUGAGAUUCAGCUGCUGAAGUCCGCUCUGGCCGACGUGGUGCGCAGGCUCAACCUUUCUGAGGAGCAGCAGGCCAUGGGAUCACGCAGAGGACCCACCAAAGACCCUGCUUUGAUGAGAAAGUCUCCCUCAGCAGACAGCAAUAUUGGGAAGUCAGCCAGGCCAAUGAUGGCCACUCUACCGUUACGGCCCACAGUAAACAACGGGACCAUCCUACCAAAGAAAGGCAGCACCCUGCCCUCCCCAUCUGGAUCUGGAUCCAGGAAGGACACCAGCACAACGGCCAACAAGAGCACUGUGAGGAGAGCCAACUCAAACGAGCAUGUGGGAACUCUCACGCGGAAGGAUUCGGGCGACUCCAAGGGCAAUCGGACUCGCGCCGGGUCCACUGGCAGCAACUCCAGCGGCAAAAGAAGCGACAGGUACAAACAGAGGGAUCCAGUGUUCAACCCAGGGAUGCGACGUGUGACCCACUGCAAAGAGGAAGGUUAUGUGAAAAUGUAUUUGAAGGGUCGUCCCGUCACCAUGUUCAUGCCCAAAGACCAGGUGGACAACUACUGCCUGGAGGCCAGAGCCGACCUGCCCAGUAACAAACUCAAACUGGACUGGGUCUACGGUUACCGCGGUCGAGACUGUCGCUCCAACCUUUACUUGUUGCCCACUGGAGAAACGGUGUAUUUCAUUGCCUCGGUGGUCGUGCUGUUCAAUGUGGACGAGCAGCUGCAGAGACACUACACUGGACACACAGAUGACAUCAAAUGCCUGGCCGUCCACCCUGAUAAAAUCACCAUAGCAACCGGGCAGGUGGCAGGCACCUCUUCAGAUGGAAAACAGCUGGCUCCUCAUGUUCGUGUGUGGGACUCCGUCAGCCUCAACACCCUCCAUGUUCUGGGUAUAGGCUUCUUUGACCGAGGCUUGGUCUGCCUGGCUUUCUCCAAGUCGAAUGGAGGAAACACGCUGUGUGUCGUAGACGACUCUAAUGACCACGUCCUCUCCGUCUGGGACUGGCAGCGAGAAGACAGACUGGCUGAAGUCAAGUGCUCCAACGAGUCAGUGUUUGCGGCAGACUUUCACCCAACAGACAGCAACAUCGUAGUGACCUGUGGCAAGUCCCAUCUCUAUUUCUGGAACCUGGAGAAAGGCGUGCUGGUCAAGAAACAAGGACUGUUUGAGAAACAGGAAAAGCCCAAGUUUGUGUUGUGCGUGACCUUUGCAGAAAAUGGAGACGCCAUCACUGGAGACUCCAGUGGGAACAUCUUGGUGUGGGGAAAAGGCACUAAUCGCAUCAGUCAAGUCAUCCAAGGAGCCCACGAGGGCAGCAUCUUUGCUCUGUGCAUGUUGAGGAACGGCACGCUGGUGUCUGGAGGUAAAGACCGCAGGCUCAUCUCCUGGGACAGCAGCUACCAGCAGAUACAAACGGUGGAGGUGCCUGAGCCGUUCGGUCCCAUCCGGACUGUAGCAGAGGGCCGAGGGGAGACUGUGCUCAUUGGGACCACGAAGAACUUUGUUUUGCAGGGCAGUUUAGAUGGUGAAUUCAUGUGUAUUACACAGGGUCAUACUGAUGAGUUGUGGGGUCUGGCUGUCCAUCCCUGCAAGCCUCACUUCCUAACCUGUGGCUAUGACAGACAAGUGUGCCUAUGGGACUCCAGUUCCCAUCAGCUCAUCUGGAGCAAGAACAUGGAAGAUGCUGCCCAAUCAGCAGACUUCCACCCAUCUGGAGCUGUGGUUGCCAUAGGAACGCAGACGGGCAGGUGGCUGGUGCUGGACACAGACUCUAAGGAUUUAGUCACAGUGCACACAGAUGGGAAUGAGCAGCUGUCUGUUAUGAGCUACGGGCCAGAUGGUAACUUCCUGUCCAUCGGUUCCCAUGACAAUUACAUCUACAUCUACGCUGUGGCAGAAAAUGGGAGGAAGUACAGUCGAGUGGGGAAGUGCUCGGGUCACUCUAGUUUCAUCACCCACCUGGACUGGUCAGUGGACUCCCAAUACCUGGUAUCAAAUUCAGGAGACUAUGAGAUACUGUACUGGAUCCCAUCAGUGUGUAAGCAGGUGGUCAGUGUGGAGACCACCAGAGAUAUCAAGUGGGCCACCCACACCUGCACUCUAGGCUUCCAGGUCUUUGGCUUGUGGCCCGACGGCUCAGACGGCACCGACAUCAACGCCGUCUGCACGUCUAAUGAUGAAAGUCUCCUGGUCACUGGAGAUGACUUUGGGAAGGUCCACCUCUUUGCAUACCCUUGUUCACAGUUCAGGGCUCCCAGCCAUUAUUACGGUGGCCACAGCAGUCACGUGACCAAUGUGACCUUUCUUUACAACGACAGCUACUUGGUGUCAACAGGAGGGAAGGACAUGAGUGUGAUGCAGUGGAGGAUAAUCUGAGCGAGUGGAACAGAAACUGACAACGUCUUACCGCUGCUGGCACCUCGACGCCUAGCUGAACUGAACUGCACUAAACUGAACUGAACCAAACUCAGACACUUCUAAAAAAAAGUGGAUCUGAUUGAACUGAACAAAAGUGAAUUGACAGAAGAUGAACUCGUGUCCGCGGGUUUCCUUCCUGAUGUGCUUCUCAGAUCCUGAAUGACAUGAACUGUUGGAGGUGUAAUAUGCGAUUGUUUGAAAUACAAAAAAAAAUCCUGAAUACUUCUCUUUUUUUCACCCACACUACAUGUAAAAAAAUCUCUUAUUCUUUCUCUCUCUCACACGUGCUUACUGUAGCCUAUUCACCAAUGACAUGAGACAAAACUAAUCGAAGGGAACACAUCCGACAAAACAGAACCAAAGGCUGCAUUUGUCCAAGUUUGACUUUCACUGUUCUUGUAUUGUGCACACUCCUGCCACAGAUAAUGGA